This is a messenger RNA of Scylla paramamosain (green mud crab), 6698 nucleotides long. It is a transcript of the gene Mgat4a, whose product is annotated as alpha-1,3-mannosyl-glycoprotein 4-beta-N-acetylglucosaminyltransferase B-like. Lineage: Eukaryota; Metazoa; Arthropoda; Malacostraca; Decapoda; Portunidae. The record is from RefSeq and is a predicted model, not a curated record. Gene Ontology annotation, biological process: protein N-linked glycosylation. Gene Ontology annotation, cellular component: endoplasmic reticulum; endoplasmic reticulum-Golgi intermediate compartment; Golgi stack. Gene Ontology annotation, molecular function: acetylglucosaminyltransferase activity. Bases 984 to 2615 code for a protein of 543 amino acids. The transcript is spliced from 15 exons.
ACCAAACCAUACCAGUGAUGCGAAGAACGGCGGAGUGGGAGGGUGCCGCGGCUCCUGCUGCUGCUUCAUGACCACCUCUUGAACAUUGUCGCGUGCUCUGUGUAUCGGAUUUCGUGCCAACAAACGAGGCAUGUGAUACUGACGGGGACAAGUGCUGUGCGGGAAAUAACUGAAUGCCGCCUGUUCUCAGCCCCCUAGACAUGGUUAGGUGGUGUUAUGAGAUCCUGAAGGGCUUGAAUUUGUAUUAAUGUUGUGACUUACGCCGACAGAGAGAAAAGCCGAUGAUAAUUUAAGCCACAGAAGAGUGUGUGAAGGUGGUGGAAGCAGUGCCAGACUUGCUCUGCCUCUGCAUGACCGCUGGGCCUCGCCGGACACCUAGUUCAGUUCUCAUUACUAAAAUACUCCUCACGUCACACGGAUCGCACUGUCAGUUCACAGUCAUCUGCGGAACUCAGAUUUCCUCCCCAGGAUUGAAAUGAGCUAAGGUACACAAGAGAAAAUGAGCCAUGCCAGGGAAUCGAGCCGUGGUCAAUGUUAAGUGAAGGUGUAGGACGGCUGAUGCACCCUCGAUGUAACGACCCUCAACUCUACUUACACUACAGCAACACACACAGGCUGUUGAAUACGGCGUCACUGCCCCGUGUCUUGAAUACGAUAUGAAGGUAAACAAUGGUGCUUAACGAAGAAGUGUGCAAGAAAAGAAGGAUGCUAUAACGCAGCGAGCCUUCCACUGGCCCACGCUCUCCCCUGUGAACGAGACUCGCUUCCAUCCGAGUGUUAGCAGCAGGAACAGCAGUAGCAACAGCAACAUCAGCAGCAACAACAACAACAAUAACAACAACAACAACAACAACAACAACAACAACAACAACAACAAUGAUAAUAACAAAAACAACGACAACAACAUCAGCACCACCAUUGCCUCCACCACCACCACCACCAACAAGAACAACAGCAACAACAACAUCAAUAACAACGCCAAAAUGCUGCGGCGGCGCCUCGGUGUGCUGUUUACUGCGGUGCUGCUCACCCCAGCCUUCGUCCUCUUCUUUGUGUCCAGUCCUGACCUGAGUGGAGAGCAGGCAUUGGUGCAGAGAGUAGCAGAGAUGAGAGAAAGACUCCACCAUGCUGAAAUGCUCAACCAGCAACGGCUGCAGGAUGUGAUGGUGCUCUCACAGAAGUUCAACACCAUAUUGCAACCAACAGUCCUGCAGAAGAAUGGGACGGGCUACGGGCAACAGCUUUCCAAAGAGACCCGCAUGUUGCUCUCUAACCUGAGUCGCAGCAGUGCCCCAGACCUCCACCUCCCCUCCAUAUACAGUUACCUGCCACACCUGCUUCGCUCGCCAGAAUCAACCAGCCCUGCUUUUAAACUAUCUCGGGGCAGGCACUCAGUGAGUCUUGUGCUGGGGGUGCCUACGGUGCGGCGGGAAGUGCAGAGCUACCUCAUGACAACCCUGGCCAACUUGAUCACCUCCAUGACGCCCCAAGAGAUGAAGGAGUGCCUCAUUGUGGUCUUUGUGGCUGAGUGGGACAUUGAUUACGUCCAUCAGCUUGCCUCACAAAUUGAAAGGAAGUUCCCAGAGCACCUUGAGAGUGGCCUCCUGGAGGUGAUCUCUCCCCCUGAAUCUUUCUACCCUGACAUGAAUAAUCUGAGGCAGACUCUUGGGGAUCCCAUGGAGAGGGUCAGAUGGAGAACCAAACAGAACCUGGACUUUGCCUUCCUCAUGAUGUAUGCUCAGCCUAAAGGAACAUUCUAUGUGCAGCUUGAGGAUGACAUACAAACAAAAAAAGGCUAUAUUGCUACUAUGAAGAAAUUUGCUCUUCAGAAAACUGCUGAGAAAAAGAACUGGUUUGUAUUGGACUUCUGUCAACUUGGUUUCAUCGGAAAAACUUUCAAGACCAUUGAUCUGUCAGCAUUGGUGACAUUUUUACUUGUGUUCCACAAUGACAAGCCUUGUGACUGGCUACUUGACCACCUUGUCCAGAACAAAGUUUGCAGAUUUGAUCAACCUUCGAAACAUUGCAAGAAGGCUAAGGAGAAUGUAUGGAUCCACUACAAGCCAUCACUGUUCCAGCACAUAGGAACUCAUUCUUCUCUGAAGGGCAAGGUGCAGAAAUUGAAGGACAAGCAGUUUGGAAAGAUCCAGUUAUUCUUCCCUCACAACAAUCCCAGAGCCAGUGUGGAGACCAUGAUCAAGCCUUACAAGACCUACACUCUCCAGCGAGCAUACAGAGGGGAAUCAUAUUUCUGGGGUCUUCUCCCUCAGCAGGGCGACAAACUGCUGUUUAAUUUUGACCCUCCAGUCAGCCUGAAAGGCUUCCUGUUCCGCAGUGGAAAUGUGGAGCAUCCAUCUGACCGCCUGUACAACACUACGGUGGAGGUGCUGCCCGUCCAGCCUCUCUCCCGCCUCCCUCACAAUAUCAGAACAAAACUGAAAGUCACAAAUGAUAGUUAUUUAAUUAUAGGAGAGUUUGAUGACAUGGGAGUGGCAGAGGGCAGUGUGCAGGAAGGUCUUGGGGUGGUGAGAAGUCUGCGCCUCAGUGUACAUGAGGAGAGUGACAACUGGGCCAUCUUGAGUGAAAUUCACAUUCUGACCCCAGACUCAAGGUGACCCAGCCUGGCACUGGCAUUCACCCCCCAGUGCCGGUGUCACAGUUUAGUGUGCCAGCAGUGACUGUGGUUCCUCUUACCAAAUUCUGUCUUAAGAUGUUUUGUGUCAUAUAUUUUUUGGAAUAUUUAUGAUGUAUCAUAGUGUAGGCCUUGUCUUAUAUUACAGGAAAUUCUUAGAUGUCAAAUUUUCUCCAAGGGCUUAUGUUUUUAAGAUAAUUUUCUGUUGGAGGAUCUUGAGUCUCAGAAAAUUUACAUGUAGCUCAGUCAAGUUCACUUCAACAGACUGACAAUGAUCUGGUCAUUUUGCACCUUGGGGAAGUCUAGAGGUUAAGGUUAUGUUUAUAGUCCAGUGGUGUGCACAGCAUUUCCUGAGACAUGUGUUGAUGAAUGCUGUAUCGUGUGAUUCAGGACCUGCAGAGUUCUCAAGUGUAAAAAAAAUUGUUAUAAAUUAUAUAAAAACUUGUACAAUUUCUUCUAAUUUAUAUAAUUUCAUAGAACUUUUGUCAUGUAAGGCACACUGUGUAUGAUGUAAAUAUUUGCAACUUUUGUAAUAUAAUCCCAGAAUCUCUGUCCAUAAUAGUUAUAUAUAUAUAUAUAUAUAUAUAUAUAUAUAUAUAUAUAUAUAUAUAUAUAUAUAUAUAUAUAUAUAUAUAUAUAUAUAUAUAUAUAUAAAUCUAUUGAUACAUAUAUAUUAUUUUUUUUGCUGUAGAAGUGAGGAUUAGGAAACAAAUACGGCAAACCCUAAAGAUUAACGUAGGAUUUUUUGGCAUCUAGCCCAAAGAUCAGUACAUUAUACACAUGCUGAUUAUUCUGCAGGAAGAAUGAAAAUAUAAUGUCCUUACAGAAGCAGCACAUGAUAGCCAGUAUGUGACUGUGGUAUUACCCUGCAGUGAAGAUGACAGUAUUCAAGCUGCAUGUCUAUACACCAGGGGUCUCCAAUCCCUUCACUUCAUUUACCUCUUUGUGGAGUAUCAGAUCAUUCAUCAGUCCUCAGUACACUUAAGCAUUUAAUUUAGAAAUGUGGUUCCAGUAAAUACUACUUUAAGUAAUAGUACUCUUGUUGAUAGAAAUGCCCUAAGGCUGCUCUUGUUGACAGCUGACCCUCCCAUCCACUGUCUCACCUCACCUAACCUUACAUUGCCUCAUAUCACCUCACCUAACUUCAGCUACCUAAAGACUGAAGUGCAACUAUACAGGGACUCUUAAAUAUUAACUGAAGUACAGAUGACCUCUAAUUGAUCUUCCAUCAUUUACUGAUCACCAAUUGAUACCCUCAGAGAAUUAUUCAACCCAUUUUGAUCUCCAGCCAUCAAUUGAGCCCUUGCUUAGUUUCAUUGAUCUCUGCUGAUCAAUACUAACGACUUUGGGGACCACUGGUGUAGACCUUGACAUCUUGCAGAAAAGCUGGAUCUCAGUAAACACAUGAACUGCAAGUUGUCAUCAUGAUUCUCGAUUGCAUCCUUCAAGGGAAGAUAUGACAAGUGUCCUUCUUGGUGUCUGCUGGUCAGGUGACAGUAGACACACACCUGUGAUGACCGUGUGUCUUCCAUAGCAUUAAUAUUUGGGUCAUCCUCCAGGUGCAGUGUUUUCUGCCUCUCACAAGUGCAAGAGUUAACCAGUAUACUCCCUCUGUCAUCUCUCACUGGUAAACUUUAAAAUUUCUGUCCUCCCCUCUUUCUACAAGUUGAACUGCUUCAAGAAAAGAGUAUCAAGAAAUCUCUAGAACUGAUUUGACCCAGCCAUUUGUAUUUCUUUCCAACACACUUUUUUGGGAGAAGCAGUUUUUGUCAAAUGGAAAAGAAAAGUGUUAUCAGUCAUAAAUAAACUACCUAAGUCUUUUUACAUAAGCUUCUGGGGUUUUUUUGCUGUAGUUGUCUUUGUCUUCUCCAGGAUGUGAGCGAUCAAAAAUUUAUCUUGACCAUUCUACCUAUAAUGUGAAAAUUAAGAAAAUGAGACAGCUUUUUUAUCUCCUGUGAAAUAGAAAACUGACUUCGGCAGUUUACCUAUGAAGGAGGUACAUUUGUAUGUAUUUUUAAAGUUGAUCAAAAUUAAGCACUAUGUUUCUUCAUUGUAAAUAGAAAACUAAAAAUGAUCUGUUACAGUUAAUGUAUAAUAGGCUGAAGCUAGAAAACGCAAGAUACAAAAUAUGUUUCUGUGUCUGCAUCUUUCAGUGUAGCUCAAACUAAGAAAGUGAUGGAAAGGAAAGCUGCCUGGAGGAUUCUGUGCUGUGAAGGAAGCUUGUUAUGUCAUGCAAAAAAUUCUUCAUUCACGUCUAAGUCAUGUCAUCAUCUGUUAAGAUAGUAAAACCGUCCACGGAGCUGCACUAUUAACCACUACAUAAUUCAGGGACUGCAUUCUCAAACAUUUCAGCAUUUAACAGGCUCUAGUGGAAGUUAUUGGGGUUUUCAAGGAUGUUUUCAUGAUUCUAGUGAUAGUUUAAGAGGCUCUUGUAGAAGAUAUUAAGAAUAUCAAGGUAACAAGCUUCAAGACUAGUGAUAAUUUAACAGGCACUAGGGGAAGUUGUUGGGAUUUUGAAGGUGGUCUUCAUGAUUUUAGUGAUAGUUUAACAGACUCUAGUGGAGAUUAUUUGGAUUUUCAAGGGUGUUCUCAUGAUUUUAGUGGUUCUUUAACAGACUUUAGUGGAAGUUAUGGUGGUAUUUGAGGGUUUUCAUGAUUCUGGUGAUUGUUUAACAGACUUUAGUGAAAGUUAUGUAUGGUGCAUUUAAGGUUUUCAUGAUUCUAGUGAUAAUUUGACAAGAAUAUAUCGUCAAGGACACCAUGAGAACCCAACUGUGGCCUUUGAAAGUAGUCCUUAUAAGACAAAGAAUUUCAAAAUAUGGGCCCUGAAUGAGUUCCUUAAAAAUGUGUGAUCUGAUAACUUUUGUUUCCCUAAUGUAUUUAGGGAAACAUGAUCUAAGAAAAUAAAAGAUUGAUUAAUGUAGUGUCUGCUAAGAAAGUUUAGUGUGCACUCUUUAAUGUUACUGGUGAAAAGCAGUGAAUUAUCCAACACCCUUCAGCAUCUCUUCCUACUGAGGUGCCUCAUGUAUGCUGUCAACCACUGGCUACUGUAUUAUGGUGUGAACCUCAAGUACUGCAGAGAUUUUCCCCAUAAUAGUAAAGAAAAUGUGCUCUGCUUUUUUUGAGGCACUGCAUUAACCUUCAUAAGACUUAGUACUGUAUCAGUAAUUUCAUCCUUAUCCUCUAUGGGAAAUAUUUCUGUGGAUAUAUUUAUGUGAGCAUUAUGAAGAAUCCUGUGUUCAGAAUCCUAAAAUCUGGAAGGUUUCAAGUGGCAACAUUCUAUCAUUCAUUCAUGCUGUGAUGCCUGUAUGAAUGAAGCUAUAGAGAAAUGUUAAUGCAUGAUUACUGUGUUAAUAUCAGAAUGUUUGAUGAUAUGUUUUUAACCUCUGAUAUGAUAAUACAGUACUGGCCUUUUUAGUUACACACACACACACACACACACACACACACACACACACACACACACACACAUACACACAUACACACACACACACACACACACAUACACCUUUACUUACAAAAGGAGCUACAUUUUGAAAAUUUUACCAUAGAUAAAAAAUGCUAUAAGUUGAAAAAGCAUAACUAGAUACUCUAAUUAUAAUACAUUAACAUAUUGCUUGUAUUAUAUUGGUGUGAUAGUGUGAGUGAAUGAUGUACAACAACAGCACUUGAAAACUUCCACAUUUAUUUUAUAUCUGGGAAGGUAUUCUCAUUUUGUUGCUUAUAUCCACAGAAAUAAUCUGUAUAAUUCACACAUAAAUAAACACAAAAGUGCAUAUUGUGCAGCUCAGUAACAACCCUCAUACAAUAACAAACACCUUGUCCAUUCAGUGGAUGCACUGAUGUCAAAAGGAUUAUGUAUAUUGAUAGUAUAUUUUGAUAAACAACAAUUUAUCUACAAUAUCAUGCCUCAAUAACAUGUAAAUAAAAUAUAUUCACUGACUAGUGCACUCUGAACUUGGUGCUUCUUAUCAAGAAAUUAUACAAAUAUUAUUCCUACAUAGCACAGCAUGUGUUAUAUUAAUGUAGCUGCUGUUCUAUAGUAAAAUCAAUGCAGUCUUGAAAA